This is a messenger RNA of Phymastichus coffea, 581 nucleotides long. Its product is annotated as MICOS complex subunit Mic10-like. The record is from RefSeq and is a predicted model, not a curated record. NCBI's taxonomy places the organism in Eukaryota, Metazoa, Arthropoda, Insecta, Hymenoptera, Eulophidae. Gene Ontology annotation, cellular component: mitochondrial inner membrane; mitochondrion; MICOS complex. The transcript has 4 exons. Bases 145 to 411 code for a protein of 88 amino acids.
AAAAAACUCCCAGCAAAUGGAAACCACUGAAAGUCAGCUCUCAGUUUUCUGCUUACUAUUGGUCAAUCGUUGAACCUUAUCAAAAGCUCUACUCUUGUUAAUCUAAAAAAUUAAUCAAUAUACAGAUAUUGUUAAUUUUGAAAAAUGGCUGGGACAGCUUGGACUGAGGAGGAAAUUGGGCGAAAAUGGGACCGCUGCUUUGCGGACGCUAUAUUUAAAUUAGGGGGUGGUAUUUUCCUAGGGUCUGUUGUGUCACUACUCUUCUUCAGGAGAAAAUGGCCUAUUGUGACAGGAGCAGCUUUUGGCUUAGGACUGGCAUAUUCAAACUGUGAAAAAGACAUAAAUGCCACAAUAGCACUAGAAGUAAAACCAGCAAACAGUAAACCAUCAGAUAAAGCUGCAAAACAUUAAGCCAGCCAAGAUUCUUCGUUAAUUCAUGAUACUGCUAGUUGAAUUUGUAUUUAUGAUGGCAUUACAGUCAUCACUGUAAAAAUACAAAAAAUUGUCACAGUGUACAUACAUAAUUUUAUUCACCAUAAGAUGUUACUUGAAACAAGCAAAUAAAAUCAUUUUCUUUUAAA